Linum trigynum is the source of this 1965-nucleotide messenger RNA. The record is from the annotation of a GenBank genome assembly. NCBI's taxonomy places the organism in Eukaryota, Viridiplantae, Streptophyta, Magnoliopsida, Malpighiales, Linaceae.
AUGAAAUGGGUGUUUGAAGAACAGUUCUCCUUCUUUUCUUGUAUGCAGGUCAUCCUGGCAAAUAGCAUAGUGAAGCUAACGUUGGUGAAACCUCAAGGGUGGUUGGCCGGGAUCAAGUAUGGAGGAAUGGACAAUCUCCUCGACAUCAAGUCGCCUGAAUCUCAUCGAGGAUAUUGGGAUGUGAAUUGGAGCGUACCAGGAGGCCUGGAACCACAUCAAUUCAAUGUGCGAUGCAGAAUUAGUGGGACAGAGUACAAUGUUAUCCACCACAGCUACGACAAGAUAGAAGUUUCGUUCAGGACUACUUACAAUCCUUCCGGCCUGGGGAUCAAGCUUCCCCUCAGUAUCGACAUAAGGUACAUACUGCAGAAUGGGGUUUCAGGAUUCCAUUGCUAUGCAAUCUACGAACGUCCUACAGGUUGCCCUGCCUUCGAUCUUUCUCAGACAAGGAUGGUCUUCAAGCUCAGGAGAGAAAAGUUCCACUACAUGGCAAUCAGUGACGAGAAGCAAAGGAUAAUGCCAAUGCCAGAGGAUCUGCUUCCCCAUAGAGGCAAACGGCUUAUAGUGCCCGAGUCAGUUAUGUUAGUCAAUCCCAUUAACCCAGAUCUCAAAGGAGAAGUGGAUGACAAGUACCAGUAUUCAAUGGACAAUCAAGAAAGUGGUGUCCAUGGAUGGAUCAGCUCUGAACCGUUGAUCGGUUUCUGGGUCAUCUUCCCGAGCCAUGAAUUUCGUAGCGGUGGACCAACGAAGCAAAACUUAACCGUCCACACUGGUCCAGCUUGCUUAGCUAUGUUUCAUGGAAUGCACUACAUUGGAGAUGAGAUGGUGACUCAUUUCGAAGCAGGAGAGGAUUGGAAUAAGGUCUUCGGCCCGAUCUUUGUUUACCUUAAUUCAACCCCAACCAUAUCGAAUGCACACAGCUUAUGGCUUGAUGCCAAGAAACAGAGGCUGCUUGAAGAGGCAGCAUGGCCUUAUGACUUCAUCUCUUCCAAGCAUUACAUCAGGGCUGCAGGACGUGGUUCUGCUUACGGAAAACUGGUUGUCCAGGACAAAUUUCUUCAUGGUUCGCUCAUCCCUGCCAAAUCUGCUCAUGUUGGUCUAUCGGUCGCAAAAAAGGCAGGAGGAUGGCAAACAGAGAGCAAGCAUUACCAAUUCUGGGUGAAAACAGAUUCAAAUGGAAACUUCAACAUCAAGAAUGUUAUUCCUGGGAUCUAUAGACUUCACGGCUGGGUUCCUGGGUUCAUCGGUGAUUACCUCGAGAAAGGAUUCAUUGACAUCACUGCAGGCUCAGAAAUCCAACUUGGAGAUCUUGUCUAUGUUCCUCCCAGAGAUGGUCCAACCAUGUGGGACAUCGGCUUCCCAGAUCGUACAGCCAGUGGUUACUAUGUCCCUGAUGUGAGUCCUAUCUAUGCCAACAGGCUAUUUCUCAACAGCCAAGAGAAGUUCAGACAAUAUGGCUUGUGGGACAGAUACACAGAUGUGAACCCAGAAACCGAGCAGACAUUCACAAUAGGCAUCAGUGAUCCAAGAAAAGAUUGGUUCUUUGCCCAAGUAAACAGAAAGUGGGGAAAGAGUCAGUAUGUGCCUUCAACCUGGACAAUCAAAUUUAUUAUGGAUUCAGUAACCACUGGUACUUACAAGUUGAGACUGGCCAUUGCAUCAGCAACCCGUUGCAGUCUUGAGAUAUGCAUAAAUGGUAUGGAUCCAGAGCAUACAGUUUUUGAAGUACUAAAUCUAGGAACAGACAAUGCAGUAUGUCGACAUGGAGUCCACGGACUAUAUCGGCUGUUCAGCAUUGAAGUUCACUCUUCACUAUUGAUCAAAGGAGACAACUCCAUGUUUCUUCGACAAACGAAGGCUGGGAGUGCACUUUGUGGAAUCAUGUAUGACUACGUAAGACUAGAAUCUCCAGCAUUCUCCGAGAGUUCAGAGCAGAACUUUGAAUUUAAAGCACAAACCUCUUGA